Columba livia (rock pigeon) is the source of this 2265-nucleotide messenger RNA. It is a transcript of the gene MEIG1, whose product is annotated as meiosis/spermiogenesis associated 1. Gene Ontology annotation, cellular component: nucleus. The coding region runs from base 393 to 875 and encodes 160 amino acids. Lineage: Eukaryota; Metazoa; Chordata; Aves; Columbiformes; Columbidae. The transcript has 5 exons. The record is from RefSeq and is a predicted model, not a curated record.
CGGCUUCUUACAGAGGCGGGGCGGUUGCCUGGCAACGCCCGGGGGCGGCCGUUGGCGCCGUGAGGAGCCGCACCAGCGCCGCUCGGUACCAGCGCCGUUCGGUACCAGCGCCGCUCGGUACCAGCGCCGUUCGGUACCAGCGCCGCUCGGUACCAGCGCCGCUCGGUACCAGCGCCGUUCGGCCGCUGUGUCGCACCGGCCGGCCCGGGAAGAGGCCCCGUUUUGCGGCCUUCGCACGGAGGAUUCCAAAUAGGUCCUGUGAGUGCUACCUUCUGUGACCUAAGAAGUGCAAGUGCAUCUUCAGCUGCUCUGGACCUGCUUCCAGGGCCUCCCCUCCCUGGUUUCUGCCCAGUCUGAGGGAUGCAGCUGGUACUUUCCCGUUUGCUGGGUCAAUGAGUAACAAAGCUGAGUACGUAUCACAGACAUGGCUGGUCACACAGACAGCCACAGAAAUGCCUGUGGACAGGCCAUCUGAAUUAAUGGUGACUCAGGAAGUGCCAUGUACAUCUAGAUGUCUUGAAGAAGCACGUUCGUUAGAUGAAUUCAGCACAUCCUGUAAAGAAGUACUUAACACUAGUAACAUGAAAGAGUCUGAAGAUUCUGGAGCCACAGCUAAAGCUGCCAUCCAUCCAAAAUCUAUACAUCAUGCCACAAAAUGGUCAGAAGAUGUAGAGAACUUCUACAGAUUUCAGCAAGCUGGAUACAGAGACGAGAUUGAAUAUAAACAAGUGAAACAAGUUGAUAUGGUAGAACGUUGGCCAGAAACUGGAUUUGUUAAGAAACUUCAGAGAAGGGACAAUACAUUCUAUUAUUACAAUAAACAAAGAGAAUGCGAAGACAAAGAAGUCCAUAAAGUAAAAGUUUAUAAGUAUUAGUUUUGUUAUUCUGAUUUGUUUGCACUCUUAAUAAAUCUGUUUGUUAGAAUCUGUAAGUAAAUGAGAUUUGUGUAAUCUUACCUUAAGUAUCAAUGUCAUUCUUGGAUAGAAGGGCGAAUACAGGAAAUGUGGAGAAGCCUUGAACUACAGACACAGAAAUUUCAGGCUUUGUCCUCCUAUAACCAAAAAUCUUAUUAUCCCUUAUUUUCCCAGCUACAAAUGUUUUGACAUCCAAAGAAUUAAAAGGUAGCAAACAGGCAUCAUAUAUUUGGUUUAACUGUGUGCAAAUUCCAUUAUAAGUAGAGGCAUCAAUCCUUUAAAACAAAAUAAUCGUGCUGACACUGGCUAACGUCAGCCACAGUCUUUUGGUAUGAAACAGGUAAGGGUUAGGAGACUACAGAGGGCCAAAGAUGGGCCAAAUUCAGGUUGAAAGGCUAAAGUUCCCUUGGAGAACAGCAAGGAGAUCAAGCAGAGAAUUUAAUGAAGGACACCGAAAAAUCAAGUAGCACACACUGCGGAUUUAAAAACAAGGUAUUGUAAUAGAAACAGUCAUAAUGAAAAUGCAUUUCUGAGCCAUAAAUAAGGUAUCCCCAGAGUAUUUUUGUCAGGUGCAAGUAUUAAUUACUUGAAGAGGAAGUAUUAAUUGACUUGGUAGCAUGCACCUUUUUAUGGAGGGGAAAAAAAAAAAGAUUGUGCGUUUACAUAUGGUAGGUUCAGGUAGUAUGAAACUGCAGAUAGAACAUUAAACCCAUACCAAGUAAUAUUUAUGGCUUCACAGAAUCACAAAAUCCCAGAAUGUCAGGGAUUGGAAGGGACCUCGAAAGCUCAUCCAGUCCAAUCCCCCCAUGGAGCAGGAACACCCAGAUGAGGUUACACAGGAAGGUGUCCAGGUGGGUUUUGAAUGUCUCCAGAGAAGAAGAUUCCACAACCCCCCUGGGCAGCCUGUUCCAGUGUCUGUCACCCUCACUGAGAAGUUGUUUCUUCCCAAAUUUAAGUGGAACCUUUUGUGUUGCAGCUUGAACCCAUUGCCCCUUGUCCUAUCAUUGGUUGUCACCAAGAAGAGCCUGGCUCCAUCCGCAUGACACUCACCCUUUAUGUAUCUGUAAACAUUAAUGAGGUCACCCCUCAGUCUCCUCUUCUCCAAGCCAAAGAGCCCCAGCUCCCUCAGCCUUUCCUCAUAAGGGAGAUGCUCCACUCCCUUCAGCAUCGUUGUUGCUGUCUUUGUUUGAUAACUUACACAGAUGAUACGUAGGAUUUCUGGACAGAAUUAAUCUCGUCUAAUUUCAAAUACUAUUGUCAACAUCUACACCUGAUCUUGUCAUUUGUACACCCUUUGUUCCGGGUAGAGAGAAGUUGUCUCUUCUUAGAUAAAUGAGGUAAUCAGAAACAA